AUGGCAUCUAAGUUUGUGAUUGUUGCUCUGCUGGUGGCUGCUGCUCAAGGCAGCGCUAUCCAUGGUGCCGACUACACCAGCUUCUCAUACGGAGUGUCCGACCCCCACACCGGUGACGUCAAGAGCCAGCACGAGACCCGCGUCGGAGACAGUGUGGUCGGCCAGUACUCGCUCCUCGACUCCGACGGCACAAAGCGCACUGUGGACUACGCCGCUGACGCUCACUCUGGAUUUAACGCCGUCGUCCGCAAAGACCCCGCUCUCUACGCUCACGCCGCCCCCGUCGUCGCUCACGCCGCUCCCGUCGUAGCUCACGCCGCUCCCGUCGCCUACGCCGCUCCCCUCGCCCACGGCUACGCCGCCGCUCCCUUGGCUCAUGGAUACUCCCACGGUGUUGCUACCUACGGCGCUGUCGCCGCUCCCCUGGCUCAUGGUGCCGUAGCUUACGGUGCUCAUGCUGCUCCCCUCGCCUACAACGCUGGAGUCUACGGUGCUCAUGUCGCUCCUCUCGCUCAUGGUGCCAUCGCCUACGGUGCCCAUGGCGCUCACGGUCUCUACGGUGCUCAUGGUGCUCAUGGUCUCUAUGGCGCCCACCUGUACUAA
This is a messenger RNA of Spodoptera littoralis (African cotton leafworm), 603 nucleotides long. Lineage: Eukaryota; Metazoa; Arthropoda; Insecta; Lepidoptera; Noctuidae. The record is from the annotation of a GenBank genome assembly.